CCACCCCCCACCUUCCUUAUAACAAUCAACCAUCCACCAUCCCACCUUCCUUAUAACAAUCAACCAUCCAACAUCCCACCUUUCUAAUUGCUCCUUCUUACUUCCCCCCUCUGAAUUCUUUCUUUUCUUCUUAGAUUACACCUUCUGUACCUUCUUUCUACUCAUCAUGACUGGACGUGGAAAAGGUGGCGCGUUUGGUGGGGCAGGCGGAAAGUCACGUUUUGGUGGAGCUGGGAAGGGAACUGCUGUGCCGAAUAGCAGUGGAACCCGUGGAGUUGGGGCGAGGAGAUAUCGCAAAAUCAUGCGCGAUACCAUUCAUGGGAUUACUAAAAAUGAUAUUAAACGUCUCGCCCGCCGUGGAGGUGUCAAGCGUAUCUCAGCAAUGAUUUAUGAUGACACUCGUGAGGCUAUGAAGGCCCAUCUGCAACUGAUUCUCAAGGACUGCGUCAUUUUUAUCGAGCAUGCCAACCGCAAGACCGUCACUGUCGGAGACGUCUUGUUCGCUCUGAAGAGAAUCGGUAGACCCAUCUACGGAUUCGGAAACGGCUACUUGCAAUCCGAUGCGCCCAAUCGCAAGAAGAGGAAGGACUGAAGUGCCCCCGCCUGCGAUCUGUGACGGAUCUUUUCUGAGCUCUUUGGGAUCUUUGAAAUGUCAAGGCCCUCCCUUGUUUGUGGAUCCGGGGGGGAAAAAUCAUGUGGCGAAUGGAGUUAUGGAUGUUUUGCAAUGCUAGACGGCUGGGGAUAUUAUGGAUUGUGAUGAGGCGCUGUUGUUCUUCGAUAUUUUGCUCGGAUUUUUUCUUGUCUGGUCGCUGGCCUUUUACUUCUUUGGCAGAGGCAAUGAUGGGGAUACCCAGGAUGGCAAUGGUGGAGUUUGUUGGGGCGUCUGGCUUUGAUAUUUUGUUUCGUAGUCGAGAAAUGGAAUACUCUUGCGGAC
Messenger RNA from Pseudogymnoascus verrucosus, 934 nucleotides. RefSeq lists its product as uncharacterized. NCBI's taxonomy places the organism in Eukaryota, Fungi, Ascomycota, Leotiomycetes, Thelebolales, Thelebolaceae. The transcript has 6 exons. Bases 167 to 592 code for a protein of 141 amino acids. The record is from RefSeq and is a predicted model, not a curated record. Gene Ontology annotation, biological process: nucleosome assembly. Gene Ontology annotation, molecular function: DNA binding; structural constituent of chromatin; protein heterodimerization activity.